GUAUAAAUGGCAAAGGAACAGCCAAAAGAACUGUAGUUCAAGUUCAGCAUCGACAAAUAGACGGUCUGGAAGAUUAUUAGAAGAAUUAUAAAGAUGAUCGAAAAAUUAUUCCUAUUUUUUCUGGUGUCACUCGUAACAUCUUCAGAAAUCGGAGACAUUAGAGAAAAAAGAUCACUUCAGCCAGGAGCACCAAAUGUAAAUAUUGGAAACAAAGACCAACCAUGGCAGUUCGAUCCUAAUGUUGCUAGAGAUGAACAUGGGAAUGUGGUUACGGAUCUCAAAAUCAAAAACCACGGUGAGAAUCAAGACUUUCAUGCUGACUGGAACAAAGUUGUUAGGGGUCCAAGUAAAGCUAAGCCCACCUGGAACGUUGGGGGAACAAUCAGAUGGAGAAGGUCUCUGCAACCUGGUGCACCAAAUGUAAAUAUUGGAAACAAAGACCAACCAUGGCAGUUUGACCCCAAUGUUGCUCGAGAUGAACAUGGGAAUGUUGUUACGGAUCUGAAAAUCAAAAACCACGGUGAAAAUCACGACUUUCAUGCUGACUGGAACAAAGUUGUUAGGGGUCCAAGUAAAGCUAAGCCCACCUGGAACGUUGGAGGAACAAUCAGAUGGAGGAGGUCUCUCCAACCUGGUGCACCAAAUGUAAAUAUUGGAAACAAAGAUCAACCAUGGCAGUUUGACCCCAAUGUUGCUCGAGAUGAACAUGGGAAUGUUGUUACGGAUCUGAAAAUCAAAAACCAUGGUGAAAAUCACGACUUUCACGGUGACUGGAACAAAGUUGUUAGGGGUCCUAGUAAAGCUAAGCCCACGUGGAACGUUGGAGGAACAAUCAGAUGGAGGAGGUCUCUGCAACCUGAGGCACCAAAUGUAAAUAUUGGAGAUAAAGACCAACCCUGGCAGUUUGAUCCCAAUGUUGCUCGAGAUGAACAUGGGAAUGUUGUUAAGGAUCUGAAAAUCAAAAACCACGGUGAAAAUCAAGACCUUCACGGUGACUGGAACAGAGUCGUUAGGUUAGGUUAGGUUAAGUUAGGUUAGGUUAGGGGUCCAAGUAGAGCUAAACCCACCUGGAACAUUGGAGGAACAUUCAGAUGAAGUAGGUCUCUGCAACCUGAUGCACCAAAUGUAAAUAUUGGAAAUAAAGACUAAUCAUGGCAUUUUGAUCCUAAUGUUGCUCGAAAUGAACAUGGAAAUGUCGUCACCGAUUUGAAAAUCAAGAACCAUGGAGAAAAUCACAACUUCCAUGCUGACUGGAACAAGGUUGUUAGAGGUCCAAGUAAAGCUAAACCUACCUGGAAUGUUGGAGGCAGCUAAAGGUGGUGAUUGGUUCAGUUCAUUCAUUUAUUCUCAAUAAGUUGUCAAUCUGUGAUAGUCCCAUAUGUAUUUGCAAAUAAAUGAGUUAUUUUCAUAA
This is a messenger RNA of Leptinotarsa decemlineata (Colorado potato beetle), 1411 nucleotides long. Its product is annotated as acaloleptin A. Lineage: Eukaryota; Metazoa; Arthropoda; Insecta; Coleoptera; Chrysomelidae. The record is from RefSeq and is a predicted model, not a curated record. Gene Ontology annotation, biological process: defense response to bacterium. Gene Ontology annotation, cellular component: extracellular region.